Molecule: messenger RNA, 697 nt
Organism: Biomphalaria glabrata
Lineage: Eukaryota; Metazoa; Mollusca; Gastropoda; Planorbidae
Exons: 4
Coding region: 143-622 (159 amino acids)
Cellular component (GO): membrane
Source: RefSeq, a predicted model, not a curated record
UUAGGUGCACCUUGUGUGCCUUAGUUUAUAUGUUAAGUGUUGUUCUUUUUUCAAAGAUAAUAGAGGGGACCAAGUUAUACAAUGCCAAUGAAAAUCAAUCUUUAAAAUGUUCUUAAAGUCUGUAAUCUAAAAUAGGUUUAGUAUGAAUAGAGAACUAUUCGUUGGUCAAUCAAAGUCAUCUGUGAAACCCAUCUCUGUAUCUAUAUCCCAUUCUGCUGACUAUGUGGCAAGGUCGCUGGGCUCUUUACCUGGGUUGGUCGACUUCCCAGGCAGUGUCAUAGACCCGAUUAUCCAAGAAGAUGGGACCACAUCACUGAAUACUGAACGCAUAAUUACAACAGAGCAAGUUGAAACUCAGAUCAGGUGCGCAAUCUUGGCUGUCGUCUGCUUCAUACCGCUGGGUUAUGUAGCCCUUCACCAGGCUCGCAAGGCUCGCAGAGCGCUCCUCAGCGGCAAGUCUACGGAUGCUGAGUACUACAUCCAGUCCUCCUCUGAGCUCACUGCCCUCAGCAUCUGCAUAGGGGUGGUCAUUGUGGUCAUGGGCAUCUUCUUGCUCUACUGGAAUCUGAGAAGGCCGGCUGAGAUUGCAAUGCCUGCAAUGCAGAACACAACAGCGCAUUAAUCGACUGUCUCCUGUUGACAAAGUCACAGAUUGUCAUGUUGUAUAUAUACAGAAAAUAUAAAGAAAUAACACUCA